CACUACAACCCCACACUUCAUACCACAUUCACUAUUGACGACAUGGCGGACGACGAGAAAGAGAAGGCCGAGAAGGUCGCCGCAGCUAAGAAGCGCUACGAGCAAUUGAAGAAGCAGAAGGCUAAGAAAGCUGGCGGUGCAAAGAAGAAGGACAAGAAAGAGGAGACAGAAGCUCCCGAAGAAGCUCCGGCUGAAGCUCCAACCACACCUGCGCCAGCCGAGGAGAAGACCGAAGAUGCCGCACCCGAGCCUACAGAGCCCACAGAGCCUGCAGAACGUACAUCGCCAGCACCCGCAGACGAUGAUGAGCCUACCGAUUUGCCCGUACCCAAGCCAUCACACGGCCGUAAGCCUUCAGUCGCUGUCGAGUCGCGCCAGAGAUCCGAAUCCUUUUACCGUUCAGGCGCUGGACCUACAUCACCUACUGGUCUGACACCUGGGGGCGGCGUCUCGAGCGAGAUCUACCGCGAGCAAGUGCAGAAGAUCGCCGAGCUUGAGUUGGAGAAGAUCAGAUUGAUUGGUGAGGUCGAGGAGUACAAGACAAAAUGGGAGAAAGAUGAGGAAGAGCUCGAAGAGUUUAGAGAAGGCAAGGGCGAGGCUGCGAUUGCGCUUGAGAAGAGCAAGGAGGCUGAUAAGCUGAAGUCAGAAGUCGAGUCACUCACACGCCAACUAUCGCAGCUUCGAACACAGACCGAAAGGUCCACUCGACGCGCUUCAGCUGCAUCUCCCAGCCAAACAGAAUCAAUCGAUGAUUUGAAUGCGCAGAUCGCCUCCAAGUCGGCAACAAUCGAGUCACUAGAGCUAGAAAUUUCGAAGGCCAACACGCAGUUGACGGAGCAAACGAACAAGAACAAUGAGCUUCAAUCGAAGAUAUCCAGUCUCGAGUCGGCUUUGCAGAAGGCGGAACAAGAAGCCAGCUCGACUAAGACAGAGCUUUCAGACUUGAAGGCCAAUCUGGACAAGGCAAGCGAGCAGGCAGCUAAAGAAGGCUCAGACAGAGAUUCUGCGCAGACACGGAUCGCACAGGUCGAAGCUGAGCUUGGUGCUGCUAAUCGAAAGGCAUCAGACUCGAUUUCACGAGCCGAAUUACUUGAAAAGAAGAUCGAGACCCUCACACAACUACACCGAGACAACGACACCCGCAACCAAGCCCGCCUCCAAGAGCACGCCAAAAUUGAGCGCGAAGCUGCCGAGCUACGAACCCGCGUAACAGGCUUGAGCAACGAGAAUGCACGCCUCCGCGAAGCCGAACAGCGUCGCCGAAAAGCAAACCUUGACUCUAUUGAAGACGCGAGCGUGCAAGAGCUCGAAGAUGAAGAGCGCGAUAGGCUGAUGGCCAAGGUCCGCGAACUAGAAGAGGAGAAUUUCGAGCUUCGCCGCGGCGUAUGGCGCGACCGCCGCACAGCCAUGCAGCCCUCAAUUGACGACGCCGACCCCUCACAGCCGUACACCAACUCUGGCUUCGACGACAUCGAUCUCUCCGGCGCCCCACCGACACGCCCUGUUGGGCAAACCCACUCUUCUUUCCAGGACGUCAUCAAGUCUGGUAUUUCUGCGUUCACGGGUCAGUCGCAGCAUCCAGCACAUAGACGCAGCGAUGCCGCGAGUCGAGCGAAGCCGAGGACGGAGAGUUUGGCAAGUCUGCCGAGCUUGGAUGACUUCGAGUUCGAUGAAGAUGCAUUCAAGAAGGCGCAGGAGGAGGAGGCAAAGAAGAGGCUUGAGCGUAUCAGAGAGACCAAGAGGGGGUUGAAUGAUUGGAAGGGCUGGAGAGUGGACGUAGUUGAUAUCAGAGUUGGCAUGGGCGGUGUUUUCGAGAUCUAAGUGCAGUAAGUAUUGACUGCUAAGAUACAGCUACGGAAAUGCAACGAUCAUCAUGUAAAGAUCACCACACGUCGGCUACCUCUGACAGUGUACU
Macroventuria anomochaeta is the source of this 1915-nucleotide messenger RNA. RefSeq lists its product as uncharacterized. Bases 43 to 1821 code for a protein of 592 amino acids. Lineage: Eukaryota; Fungi; Ascomycota; Dothideomycetes; Pleosporales; Didymellaceae. The record is from RefSeq and is a predicted model, not a curated record. The transcript is spliced from 3 exons.